Molecule: messenger RNA, 3140 nt
Organism: Tachysurus vachellii
Lineage: Eukaryota; Metazoa; Chordata; Actinopteri; Siluriformes; Bagridae
Gene: dis3l2
Product: DIS3 like 3'-5' exoribonuclease 2
Exons: 20
Coding region: 82-2433 (783 amino acids)
Biological process (GO): miRNA catabolic process
Cellular component (GO): P-body; exosome (RNase complex)
Molecular function (GO): 3'-5'-RNA exonuclease activity; RNA binding
Source: RefSeq, a predicted model, not a curated record
UCUGGAGAUGUGGAGAAAUGCAACACUCCAUGGAAAAACACUCAAGCUGAGAUCCUGAGCCCAGCAGGACAGACAGACAGGAUGGACCGAGAGAACGGUCAGAGAAACAGAGGGAGGAGGAGACGUCUGUAUGAGGACUAUAUGUCCGUUAAAGACGUGUCUGAUGGACUGAAGAGAGGACAGCUCAUACAGGGAGUGUUGAGGAUAAACCCAAAGAAAUAUCACGAAGCGUUCGUUCCCUCUCCUGACGGGUCAGCAGACAUUUUCCUGGAUGGGAUGGUGGCAAGGAAUCGAGCUCUGAACGGAGAUGUGGUGGUGGUUAAGCUCCUCCCUCCAGACCAGUGGAAGGUGUUGAAUGGAGAUGAGGGUGAACAGACGAGUGUGGACAAAGAGCGACAGAGUGAGUCCAUCCCUGACGUUAUAGUGGAGGCUCAGUAUAACGAGAAGGAGGACGUCGAAGAACUCCGUCAGAAAAUGGAGGGGGCCACUCUGCAGGAUAAAGUUCCAUCUACAGCAGAUCCACGAAGCUCCUCAAACAGAAACGUUCAGCGAACCGCCAAGGUGGUGUAUAUCAUGGAGCAGAAACACUCCAGGGCAGUGUCGGGGUUUAUUAAGCUCCUCCCUGAUAAGCCCUUCGCCCUGUUCUCCCCCUCAGACCAUCGAGUCCCCCGAGUGAAUGUCCCGCUCUCAGGCUGUCCUGCAGAUUUCCCCUCACGCUCUAAUGACUAUUCAAACAUACUAUUCAUCUGCAGGAUCACACACUGGACCCCAGACAGCCUGUUCGCCCAAGGGCAGUUGAUGAAGUCAUUAGGUCAGGCGGGAGUCAUUGAGCCGGAGACAGAGGCCAUGUUAAUGGAGUAUGAUGUGGAUUUCUCUGAGUUUACAGAUGAAGUGUUAGAGUGUCUACCGCAGGCUCGACCCUGGACCAUCCCACCUGACGAGCUGAAAAGGAGGCGGGACCUCAGGAAGGAGUGCAUAUUUACGAUUGAUCCAGCUACAGCCAGAGACCUGGAUGAUGCUCUGUCCUGUAAACAACUUUCUGAUGGUAACUUUGAAGUGGGUGUGCACAUAGCAGACGUGAGUUAUUUCAUGGAGGAGGGAAGUGCUCUGGAUUACACUGCGAGCAGGAGAGCCACCAGUGUGUACCUCAUACAGAAGGUAAUUCCAAUGUUGCCACGUCUCCUGUGUGAAGAAUUGUGCAGUUUAAAUCCUCAAACUGACCGUUUAACGUUCUCAGUCAUCUGGAACUUAUCACCUGAGGGGAAGAUCCUGAGUGAGUGGAUUGGCCGCUCAGUGAUCCGCUCAUGUGUGAAGCUGAGUUAUGAUCACGCUCAGAGCAUGAUCGACUCGCCCACUAAAGUGUUUGGUGCUGAUGAGCUUCCCCCAGUCUCCCCUGAACACUCGGUACACACCAUCCUCCAGGCCGUCCUGCACCUUCACACCAUCGCCACUCACCUGCGUGCACAGCGCUUCAGGGGCGGAGCCUUGCGUCUCGACCAGAUGAAGUUGGCGUUUACUCUGGACUCUGGGUCAGGAAUGCCUCAAGGCUGUUACAUCUACGAGUACAGAGACAGUAACAAGUUGGUGGAAGAGUUCAUGUUGUUGGCCAACAUGGCUGUAGCCCAUCAGAUUUACCGCUCAAACCCCGAGCUUGCUCUGCUGCGCCGUCACGCGCCCCCACAGAGCCGUCUAAUGGAGACACUACAGGAACAGUGUGACCACAUCGGCCUUAACAUCGACAUGAGCUCGGCUGGAGCACUGCAUAGGAGUCUGAAGGAGGCGGUUGGAGAUGAUGAAUACAGCCCAGCCAGGAAGGCUGUACUCACACACCUGUGUGCCAGACCCAUGCAGAUGGCAGUGUAUUUCUGUACAGGAGUUCUGCAGGAUGAAAAGUUAUUCCAUCACUACGCUCUGAACGUACCCCUCUAUACACACUUCACCUCUCCCAUCCGUCGCUAUGCAGAUGUCAUUGUCCACCGUCUGCUGGCCGCCUCACUCAAGUGUGGACCUUGUGUGCAUCUCACCCAAGAUGAAGUGCAGAAACAGGCCUCUCACUGUAAUGAUAAGAAGAUGGCAUCUAAGAGGGUUCAGGAGAUGAGCACCGAGCUGUUCUUCAGUGUCUUUGUCAGGGAGUGUGGGCCUCUGGACUCGCAGGCGAUGGUGAUGGGGAUCCUGGAUAAAUCCUUUGAUGUGUUGGUGCUACAGUAUGGAGUUCAGAAGAGAAUCUACUGUAAUGUCAUUGAGGGUCUGCAGUCAUUUACUUUCCAUAAAAUUGGUAAAUGUCCCAAGAUGGACCUGGUUUGGAAUCCUCACGAACUGGAAGAGGAAAUGGUUACACAGGAGAUCUCCUUGUUCUCUGUGGUUGAUGUGCGGCUCACUGCUGGUGAAGGUGCUCUCAAAUACACUGCAGUACUGAUGAGAACCAGACACUGAACGAACACACACACACACACACACUUUAUUUGGUUUUAUUUUAUUUGAUAUUCCUAUGGAUCUGUUGAUCAGACAUUCUGAAGUCGGUGUAUUGAAGCUGUGUCGGAUUUUAACUGGAGAUAUUUCACAUUAACACACAUCUUUCAUUAUUACUAUUAUAUUAUAUCCCACAUGAUCGGUGUGAAUAUGUAAAUGUGUCCAUAAUAAUGUCUCUGAAUAACAGUGUGAUUAACACAUCACUAAUCAUUUCACUUUUUCUUCAAGACAUUUUAAUAGAGUUAUAAAUUCAGGACAGGAAAGUGUGAUGUGUUCUUGUCUAACUCCAAGGUGUUAAUAGUUACUGCUGACCACAUGUGCAAUAUUUUACUUCAACGUAUGUGGUCAUUUUUAUUUAAAAAAAAUCUACUUCUCAUUAUUUGACACAGAAGUUUACCCAAAGUGCAGUUUGUUUACUGUAAACAUCAGUAAUUUUUUUAAACUCUAUUUCUUUUGUGUGUGUAUAGAUGUGCAAGAUGAUUCAGUUCUCCCAGUGGGAGGAGUUUAAUUGUAUUUUUUUAACACCGAUCUGGGUGUUGAUAAUUUUCACUGUGACAUCUGUGCAUUUUUAUUUGUAUUUUAUCUGUUUUUCUGGUGUAAGAGUUUUAAUUUGUGUUGAUGAACUGUCACACUGUCACUGAGAAGAAUUAAAUUAUUUACAUUCAGGAAAA